Messenger RNA from Lymnaea stagnalis (great pond snail), 494 nucleotides. The record is from the annotation of a GenBank genome assembly. Lineage: Eukaryota; Metazoa; Mollusca; Gastropoda; Lymnaeidae.
CUCGAAUAAUGUACGAUACAACGCCAAAGUCAACCCCCACGUAUCCUGAUCAGAGAUCAUUAGCUUCUGAUCGCUUCCCUGUUCCACAGAGGGACUACAUGCCCACACGGCCAUCGUCCAUUGGUAGAAGUUCUCAGAUGCAGUCCAGCAUCCCACUAAUGAAUACAGAAGAGCGCCAAGUUCAUGGACAGCAGGAGAAAGGAGUCAGUGGGCAGUCUGCGUUAGAUCUGACCAAACUAGCUCACGGCAACUCCAAGGCUGGUGAUAGUCCCCUGGAUCUUACUGUCAAAACAAAGAAGAGGCACGCCGAAGGUACAGACAGCUCAGAUUAUCAAAGCAUGGUUUCUGCUGUUAAGAGACCAAAGCAAGAUCCCGGUAUUUCUCGAUCUGUGAUGCCUUCUCAAAAAGGACUUACGAGCGGAGCUGAUAACGCUCUUAAUCCGAUAUGGAUAUCUUCUCCAUCUCCGAGGGGAACAGAGACCUAUGAGCAACGU